AUGCCUGAAACAGAGGAAUACAUUUUGCAGAACACCGAUGACCUUGCCGACAACCAGCCUGCUUUAUUUCAGAAAGCACCCGAGCCCCUUCUGCCUAAUUUUGGGGAGGGGAGGAUCCGACAGUACGCGCUCGACAUUCACUUGAUGGUCGCGUGCAACAGCAUGGGCACGCGCACCCUCAGUGACUUUAUUAGGCUUGGGAAUGAGUCGGGUUUGCAUUUUGAGAGAGUUUGGGAUCUUGGUGAUAUGGGAGCCAUGGAAUAUCGGCUACCCAAAACAAGGAGAUACGCCUAG
Laccaria bicolor S238N-H82 is the source of this 294-nucleotide messenger RNA. RefSeq lists its product as uncharacterized. The record is from RefSeq and is a predicted model, not a curated record. Lineage: Eukaryota; Fungi; Basidiomycota; Agaricomycetes; Agaricales; Hydnangiaceae. The coding region runs from base 1 to 294 and encodes 97 amino acids. The transcript has a single exon.